CUGGCGUGUGAUUGGCUGGCUUUUUGCAUGCGCGUUAUGCAAUUACGCAGGUCUGUCAGUAUUCUCACAAUCACGGUAACCUCAAUUUCUCUUGAUUUUCUCAGAUUUUCUCGGCGCCCUUGGGGCUUGGCGGCCUCGGCGAAGCUGAAUAUGGGUAAAUAAACAUUCAUCGGUUUCACCUAACUUGAGGUGUCCUGAAUUGUCAUCGGCUCGCUAGAGAGGAAUCGAGGAAUCUGAAAUUAAAACUACUGGACAUGUAGAUGGUCAUAUAUCGAUGGUAUAUAAUAAAAAUAUUUUUCUCUGUAAGUCAGUGAUGCACGUAAUAAUUUUGAAUUGUGAACGUAACGCAAGAAUAUAUGAAACAGAUGCUGUAAAAUCAGUAUCAUGUGAUUAGAUAAAGGUCUAUUCUCUGCAGCUAAACUAGUAUACACUCAUUGUAUUUAAAAUAAAAUAAGUAUUCAAAGUUUGGCGAAAGCGGAAUAAAAAGUUUUAGUGGAAUCCAAUGCAACAAGGAACAAGAUUAAUAUCAAUAGUUGCAGUUAAAAAAAAAUAACAUUUUGAAAUUGGAAAAUGUAACAUCCUUAUUUUGGACAUUUGAUAUGUUACAGAAAAUUGAAGUUUUGGGCCUUACAUUAGGCUGGAGAUAAUACUGGCUGCCAAAGAUAUCACAGUCACUCUAUGUUCUUUAAUAGAGAUCUAAUAGAGAUCCGCUCGAUUAUCUUCUUACUCGUUAAUUAACUUCAUCUUCAAUUGUAUAUUUAAAAACUGAUAAAGGAGACAUGCAUACAACACGCGCCGACACUUCCGAAAGGCGAUUUGAGAUCCAGUGCAAACUAGAGUCGGAGAUCGCUGCUCUGGAAGCUCUAAAGGAAGCGGAGGAACGCAGCCGACGAUUGACGAGUGGAGUAGUGGGAAUACUCUCUUCCUUGGAAGAUCGUUUAGCUACGCUGCGCCGUACGAUACUUCCUGUUUACAAUGAGACUGGAAACCUCCAAGCUCAGCAACACAAUAUAGAGAAGACUUUAAGCGUAUUGGAUCACGCUAUUGGAUACUAUGGCGUGUGUCAAGAGGUAGAAGCCGUAGUACGCGCCGAACCGAGCGGACCUGGCGGUCUGGACGGCUUUCUCGAGGCCAUGAAUCGACUGUACAACGCUCAGCGGUACUUCCAGAAAAACAAUCCUAGCUCGGUCGAGUUACAAAACGUCACAGGUCUCUUCUCGAUCGGCCUAGAAUCGCUUUACGCCGAGUUCCAUGAUAUUCUCAAUCGCCAAAGUAGACCGAUCCUUCCUAUCGUGCUUCUGGAUCUAAUCGGCUCUGACGAGGAUACGAGCGGCGAGGAUGCGCCGCAGUCCCUGUGCCAACUGCCCGAGAGUGUUAUGAGCGACUUGCUCAAGAUCGCCGAAUGGCUCGAGGAAAGGGGCCAUCGUAGGCAUACAAAGAUGUACGCUUCCGUGCGUUCUGGUAUUGUCUUGAGAUCUCUACUACUGCUCAAGGAACAUCAGAAGAGCGCCAGCGGUGGUAGCACCCACGGUGGAAGUCCUAUGCCUCGAACGAAAUUCGCUAACCGACACUCUCUGGACGGUCAGGACGCGGGGCGCAAAGCGUCGCGGCGGCUGCAGCACGCAUUGGACAAGGCCAACCGAAUGCUGUUAAAAGCAUCGCAAACGACGAGGCUGAACCUGGCCCUGAAUUCAGUGUCCAGGAAACCGACGCAGCUCACUCCGUACUCGAUAGAGGACGCGGCGCCCGACGAGCAGGAGAUGGAGAACUAUCUCCUGCUGGCAGCCGGUCUGCACAAACUCAUACAAGCCGAGCGUGCGCUGGUCGCAAAGAUCCUGCCGGCUUCGCUGCAGGCGCAAGUGCUCGAGGCCACCGUGCGCGACGCGAUGGAUCUGGUCGCGCAUGAUGGGGACAGCAUAGCUACGCGCGCCAAACGCUGUAUCACGAGGCGCGAUUUCUCUGCCGUUCUCGUGGUUUUCCCGAUUUUGAAGCAUCUCGGCGAACUGAAGCCCGAUCUCGAAAGAACGGUCGAGGAUUGCGACUACGCGCUGCGCUCCAAGUUCGCAUCUAUGCUCGAUACAUUACAUACAACCGGCGCUAAAGCUUUGGAAGAGUUUGCGGAAAGCGUGAGGAAUGAAUCCGGCGCGGGUUUGCCCAAGGAUGGUACUGUGGCGGAAGGAACUAGCAAUGUCCUGGUCUUUCUGGAGCAACUAGCCGAAUACGCGGAUAUGGCUGGCGCUGUUCUUCGACGCAAUCUCAUCACAGACCAAUCUGCGUUGUACUCAAAAGAUCCAGAAAAUGUACAUAAAAUGGUUCUCGGUGUAUAUAUCAAAAAGGUUCUUGCUCAAUUGAAUCUGGCGCUAGUGAGUAAAAGCGACGCGUCUUAUUCCGAUCUCGCUUUACGAGCUUUAUUUCGGCUGAAUAAUCAUAAUUACGUAGUUAACGCUCUCUGUCGAAGUUCUCUUAUGGAGCUACUCUUAUUGGCCGAGCCAAGUGCGGAACAAACAUAUCACGAUCUACUUCUCAAAGACAAGAUCAAUUACGUUACUACGACAUUCACCAAGGCCCGAUCGUAUCUCGCAGACGAGCCAGAUCUCGGCGCCAAAACGUUGAAGGAGAAGUUCUUGGGUUUCGCGCGAGAACUCGAGGAAGUGGCCAAGUGUCAACGUUCUUACUCGGUGCCGGACAGACGUCUGCGCGAGGAGUUAAGGAAGGAGCUGCACGAGGCGAUCGUGCCGCUGUACACCUCGUUCCACAACAAGUAUCGCGGCACGUCGUUCUCGAAGAAUCCGGCGAAAUACAUCAAGUACACGCCCGACCAGAUAACGGCGCUGAUCAACACGUUUUACGACACCGCCGCGUAAUAAUGUAUACACGCGUAACCGCCGUAAAAUGUCGUGCCGAAGAUUGUUUUUUUUUCUCUUGACGAAGGAAUUAGCAGAGUAUUUAAUAAACACCCAUUUAAUAAAGCAUAUUUAGUUACAAUA
This is a messenger RNA of Wasmannia auropunctata (little fire ant), 2987 nucleotides long. RefSeq names its product exocyst complex component 7 (gene Exo70). Gene Ontology annotation, cellular component: exocyst. The transcript has 6 exons. Bases 780 to 2864 code for a protein of 694 amino acids. Gene Ontology annotation, biological process: exocytosis. Gene Ontology annotation, molecular function: phosphatidylinositol-4,5-bisphosphate binding. Lineage: Eukaryota; Metazoa; Arthropoda; Insecta; Hymenoptera; Formicidae. The record is from RefSeq and is a predicted model, not a curated record.